Molecule: messenger RNA, 993 nt
Organism: Impatiens glandulifera
Lineage: Eukaryota; Viridiplantae; Streptophyta; Magnoliopsida; Ericales; Balsaminaceae
Product: LOB domain-containing protein 36-like
Exons: 1
Coding region: 1-993 (330 amino acids)
Source: RefSeq, a predicted model, not a curated record
AUGGAGCCAUCACCGAAUUUACCUCCGUGCGCAGCGUGCAGAUACCUCCGUCGGAAGUGCAGAGAUUGUAUAUUUGCACCAUAUUUUCCGCCUGACAAUCCUUCAAAGUUUAAGAGUGUUCAUAGUGUAUAUGGAGCGAGUAAUGUUUCAAAAUUUCUCAAGGGGUUGAAUCCAGACCAACGGGAGCGUGCGGCGAAUACCCUGGCUUACGAAGCGGAGCAACGUUUGCGGGAUCCCAUGCUUGGCGUGGCAGGUGUAGUAUAUCAACUUGAGAUGGAACAGGCUCAGAAGAUGGAACACCUUCAGGCGCUAAGGAUGGAAUUAGCUACCUAUGUUGACCCUAGAGCCAUGUGGCCCAUGGGAACCAACCAAUUUCCAUCUCAGCCUUCUCAGGCCUCUUCCUCUUCUUCAAACAUGAAUCAGCAUCAACAUGAACCACAAUCGCACGACCAACACCGGUCUGCUCAAGUUGGAUUCGACCUCAAUGCUUCUCCAUCUCCGUCGACUCCAUCUCAAUCUCAGGCUUUGGGUUCAUUUGAGGAGGGUAGUGUUUAUAAUCAUCAUCUUCAGCAGCAACAUCAUCAUUAUCAUCCAUCUCUAUUUCCAUCUGGACCAUCUCCAUCCCCAUCACCAUCUGGACCAUCUCCAUCGGGACCAUCUCCAUCUCAGGCUUUGGGUUCAAUUGAGGGUGCAGUUUAUAGUCAUAAUCUUCAGAUGCAAAUGACUCCAAAGCAGGAACCACUUCACGCGGUAAAGAUUGAAGUAGCUAGCCCCACAGCCAUGUUGCCGAUCAAGACCCUCAGCAAUCAUCCUUCUCACUCUCCGGCUCAUGCUGAUCAACAAUUAGCCAGCCCGGCCCCGCCGCAACAAAUUCUUCAGAUCUCACAACGUCAACUAGAACCGGCGGCUGCAACAGCAAAACCUAGGCUUAAUCAUCAAGAACAUCAAAACUCUACACAACUCGCACCGAAAUCUGGAGACGAAGAAGAGUAA